UGGAAGUGAGGGUCCCAGACGAUGGAGCUGUAUUCUACUGUCGAACGUAUUAGAGCGAGAUAGGCUGUUCUGCGGCAGGAUUCUGGACAGUGUUUCAAGUUUCGUCUGAGAAAGCCAAGGGUGGAAUUUGCUUUUUUGGUAAUCUUGCUAAUCCGGCCUAUCCGGAUUCCGUACUUUACGGAGACACUCCGGAGAUAGACGAAGUGGCACGAUUGCCGCAGUAACAUUAUAUAUCGGCUAUCUCCGGAAUCCUCCGCAAGAUUGAUUUAUGCCUAAAAACGUCUGCUGAUGCAGAGUGAAAACAACAACAACGAUAAUAAGUAUGAACUCGGUUCUUGAAGGUUUUCGUCACAUAUCGAAGAAUUGUCCUAAGGUCAAGACAUGCUUUCCAAAUAUUUCUGCAUCAGCUAGUCAAAACAAACUAAUUUCAGCAAGAAGGCAGUCAUGUCUAUCAAGUGAUACGAAACACAUACAUCAGCUAAAAUUUGUGACUCGCGAACCUCUUAUAAUACUGAGAAAAUAUUCCACUAAAAUGACCCCAUUGUUAACUGUCAACCCAAAGAGGCACUUGUUAGUUGAUGACAAGCUUUCAAUAAGCAUAUCAGGCUUGAAGGGCAGAGAAAAAAUCACAGUUCAUGCACAUAUGGAAGAAGAUGACAAAAAGUUUGAGUCCUUUGGAUGGUUUGAGGUUGGAUAUGAUGGACAGGUUGACUUAACAAAAAGCGCUUCCUGUGGUGGCACAUAUGAAGGUGUUUCAUCUAUGGGUCUGUUCUGGAGCAUGGUUCCAUGCCCAGGACAAAUGGACGGUAUCCGGCUUAUGAAGAAAAAUAUAGAAACUCCUUUCAAAACAGUAUUGAGUGUACAUGAAGGGUACCAGUCUCUUGAUCAACUCAGGGAAAGUGCAGGGGAAAUUCUUUGUUCAACUGAGAUAGAGAGAUUUUACAAGGCUCAGGCUGUUAAAAAAGUAGAGGUUACUGACGGGAGGCUUCGUGGAAUGCUGUAUUUACCACCUGGACCAGGACCCUAUCCUGGCGUCAUAGACUUGUUUGGUACUGUUGGGGGCAUCGUAGAGUUUCGCUCAGCACUGCUGGCAUCUCGAGGAAUAGCUUCGUUUGCUCUUCCGUACUUCCGGUACAAAGACCUUCCAGCUUCCCUGGAUGAGAUUGAUCUUGAUUACUUUAUGGAAGCCAUAGAUUACCUACUAAAAAGAGAUGACAUUAUUCAGAAUGGAGUUGGAGUUGUCGGUGUUUCAAAAGGUGGAGACAUAGCCUUAAUGAUGGCUACCCACAAUCCAAAAGUUCGAGCAGUUGUAAACAUCAAUGGGUGCACGUUCUGUGCCUCCUAUCCAAUGAAAUAUAGCGGAGGAGAUAUACCAGAAGUGCGUUUAAAUAUGGAAAAGAUGGAGCUUAUUGAUGGCCGGUUUGCAACUAAGAGCACUUUGGAUUAUACUCCUGAUGACAUCUUUAAGGUGUGGAAACAUGAUGCUAAGGUGUUGAACAUUCUUAGCGAGGAUGACAUGUGCUCGCCAAAAGAAUGUAUACGGCUUCUCCACUCCCUCUACCCUUCGAAGAAGGUCCAUAACUGUAUCGUGGCAGCGUACAAGGGUGCAGGGCACCUCGUUGAACCUCCGUAUACACCGCUUUGUUCUUACUCGUACCAUAAAACAUUCGACAUCUUCAUGUGGUGGGGCGGUAAACCAGCGGACCACGCGUUCGCACAGGAAGAUUCCUGGUGGAGAAUCCUUGAGUUGUUCCACGAACAGCUGGGGCAGACAAUCUCACAUGCUAAACUGUGAUAAUAAUGUGUUAGGUUGUAAUAAUGUACAUUCCAGUCAAUGCCACACGCUGAAAUGUUAGACACGUGCUAAUGGCUAAAAACUCCAGUGAUGCCAUGUUUUGGCGAUACGAGAGGCUUUAAUGAGUAUUUUAAUGCAUCGAUGCAAGAUGAUUGUAGACAUAGAAACCCGGUGCUGUUUUCGUGAAGCUCUUAACAAUGUUUAUAUCAUUAUUACGCGAGUGUGAGAUUUGCAGGUUUUUCAUAUUCAAUCUGCUAGAAGGGCUGAAAAAUGCUUUAACAAAAUUCUGAGCCGGUCGCGGGGAAAACUUUGCUAAAUGCAUUUGCGUAAGGUAUCAUCCCAGAUUAAGGGUAUAACCAAGCAAUACACGUUCCGCUUUGAAAUCACAACCGGAUCUCCGGCUAGUGCUUCACCCGCUCCGCACCUAGGCGACUUGGGUUAAAUGCCCCCCCCCCCGCCCCCCCCUCCCCC
This is a messenger RNA of Dreissena polymorpha, 2266 nucleotides long. RefSeq names its product acyl-coenzyme A amino acid N-acyltransferase 1-like. Bases 323 to 1795 code for a protein of 490 amino acids. The transcript has 9 exons. Gene Ontology annotation, biological process: fatty acid metabolic process; acyl-CoA metabolic process. The record is from RefSeq and is a predicted model, not a curated record. Gene Ontology annotation, molecular function: fatty acyl-CoA hydrolase activity. Lineage: Eukaryota; Metazoa; Mollusca; Bivalvia; Myida; Dreissenidae.